Clarias gariepinus (North African catfish) is the source of this 1184-nucleotide messenger RNA. It is a transcript of the gene cnpy2, whose product is annotated as canopy FGF signaling regulator 2. The transcript is spliced from 6 exons. The record is from RefSeq and is a predicted model, not a curated record. Gene Ontology annotation, cellular component: endoplasmic reticulum. Bases 118 to 678 code for a protein of 186 amino acids. Lineage: Eukaryota; Metazoa; Chordata; Actinopteri; Siluriformes; Clariidae.
CGGGCAGCCCCGGGCCGGGUGUCACGUCAUCAGUUGUGUGUUAUGGAGCCGCGUGGAUGAAGCGCAUCUGCAACAUUGUAACUGAAUAUUGAAUAACAUUCAAUAAAAGUGGUGAAUAUGGCCAAGCUGCUGUGUUUGAGCUCUUUGCUCUGCCUUUUUGCUCUACUGUGCUUCACCGUGCUGGUGCAGGGAGACAGGCUGAGUCAGGACAUCAGAUGUGGAGCAUGCAGAGCAUUGGUGGACGAGAUGGAGUGGGCCAUAGGACAGGUAGACCCCAAGAAAAUGAUUAAAACCGGUUCAUUCAGGAUCAAUCCGGAUGGCACCCAAUCUACUAAAGAUGUUCCGUAUGCACGUUCAGAAGGCCAUCUCCUCGAGGUAAUGGAGGGGGUGUGUGACAAGAUGAAGGAUUACGGCGAGACCAUGGAUCCUACUACGAACCGUAAGAUUUAUGUGAGGUUCAUGGCACGUGAAGGCACGUCCCCUGACAUUUCAAACGUCUCAUAUGACUCGAGAGUCACGGCCAACCUAAAGUUCGCUUGUGAAACCAUCGUGGAGCAGAACGAGGAUGAAAUCAUUGAAUUCUUCUCUCAUGAGACAGACAAUGUUAAAGACAAACUCUGCAGCAAGAGAACAGAUCUGUGUGACCACGCGCUGAAGAUACCUCAUGAUGAGCUUUAACAUCGCGUCACACUCUUUCGUCUUCUAACACCACGUCACAUGCAGCGGGAUUAGAUUUUAGCACAGAUUAAGUGAUGUUCUGGAUUUCAUUUGAACAGGUUUUAGAUUUCAGUGCAUUUGAUGAAAGGUUUUGUGCAGAGCGUGUGUUUAUUUUGAGCGCUGUAAACACACGACUCACGCUGACGCUGGCCUGAUCAUGAUGCUGAAACUGCAUCGAAGGGAACAUGUGACCAUCUACACACAGUCUCCUGCUUUGUGUGUCACACAAAGCCAUCCUGAGGAAUUACUUGCAUUUGAUCAAUUUCCUUCUCUCCGCAUGUCAAACAGCAGUAAAACAGUCGCACACAGGAUUUCAGUUUUAUUUUUAUUACCUGUUAUUUAAGGUCACAUGUGUCCCUAUGUUUGUGAGUUUUUUUCAUCUCGAGAUCCAAAUUUUGUACAACUCAAUGCUCUUGUUUCUUGUCUGAACUAUUUGUCAUGUAUUUUUGAUAAACAUGUUUUCACGA